Molecule: messenger RNA, 9024 nt
Organism: Conger conger (European conger)
Lineage: Eukaryota; Metazoa; Chordata; Actinopteri; Anguilliformes; Congridae
Product: fibrillin-2-like
Molecular function (GO): calcium ion binding
Source: RefSeq, a predicted model, not a curated record
ACGCACGCCGUGUCCAGCAGGAUGCGGAGACGGGGGCGACAGGACCAGCUGAGAGGCCCGAAUGUGUGCGGAUCCCGCUUCCACUCCUACUGCUGUCCGGGAUGGAAGACUCUCCCCGGGGGGAACCAGUGCAUCGUGCCCAUCUGCCGGAACAGCUGUGGAGACGGGUUCUGCUCCCGCCCCAACAUGUGCACGUGCGCCAGCGGCCAAAUCGCCCCCAGCUGUGGGGCCAAAUCCGGUGUGCAGUGCAACGUCAGGUGCAUGAACGGGGGCCUGUGUGUGGAGGAUCACUGCAAGUGUCAGAAGGGCUACACCGGGACGUACUGUGGCCAGCCCAUCUGUGAAAAUGGCUGUCAGAACGGCGGGCGCUGCAUCGGACCCAACCGCUGCGCCUGCGUCUACGGCUUCACCGGGCCGCAGUGCGAGAGAGACUACCGGACGGGCCCGUGCUUCACGCAGGUGAGUGAGCAGAUGUGCCAGGGGCAGGUGAGCGGGAUCGUGUGCACCAAGACGCUGUGCUGCGCCACCGUGGGCCGGGCCUGGGGGCACCCCUGUGAGAUGUGCCCCCCCCAGCCCCAGCCCUGCCGCAGGGGCUUCAUCCCCAACAUCCGCACCGGAGCCUGCCAAGACGUGGAGGAGUGCCAGGCCAUCCCCGGCCUCUGUAAGGGGGGCUCCUGCAUCAACACCGUGGGGUCCUACGAGUGCAAGUGUCCCGCGGGCUACCGGCAGGACGAGGGGUCCCAGAAGUGCGAGGAUGUGGACGAGUGUGAGAGCGUUCUGCACGUGUGCGACGGGGGCCAGUGCCACAACACGCCCGGCGGCUACUCCUGCUCCUGCCCCCCCGGCUUCGCCCAGUCCGCCGACGGAACGCACUGCGUGGACCCCCGGCUGGGCUCCUGCUUCUCCUCCCUGCAGAACGGGCGCUGUGGGCAGGAGGGGGCGGGGCCGGUGGGGAAGGCCCAGUGCUGCUGCGACUCGGGACGCUGCUGGGUGCGGGGCGGCCUGCCCCAGUUCUGCCCCGUGCCGGGGUCCGAGGAGUUCCACAGGCUGUGCCUCUUCGGAGGGGGGCUGGGGGGGGACCCCAGGUUGACCCCCUUCCGGCCGGGCGACUACGACAUCACCACCAACGGGAACGGGCAGCGGCUGCCCCCCCCAGAGUUUGCCACGCUGAACCAGACGGUGGACAUGUGCCAGUUGCUGAGCAACCUGUGUCUGAACGGCCGCUGCAUUCCGGUCCCGUCCAGCUACCGCUGCGAGUGCAACAUGGGCUUCACCCAGGACGCCCGCGGGGACUGCACAGAUGUGGACGAGUGUGCAUCUAACCCUUGUGUAAACGGAGACUGCGUCAACACCCCCGGCUCCUACUACUGCCGCUGCCAUUCAGGGUUCCAGGGCAUCCCCCACAAACAGGCCUGCAUCGACAUCGACGAGUGCCUCCACAACGGCGUGCUGUGCAAGAACGGCCGCUGCCUGAACACGGACGGGAGCUUCCAGUGCGUCUGCAACGCCGGCUUCCAGCUAGCGCCUGACGGCCGGAACUGCGUCGACCAUGACGAGUGCGCCACCACCAACAUGUGUCUGAACGGCAUGUGCAUCAACGAGGACGGCAGCUUCAAGUGCGUCUGCAAGCUGGGCUUCACCCUGGCCUUCAGCGGCCGCUACUGCACCGACGUUGAUGAGUGCCAGACCCCGGGCAUGUGUAUGAACGGGCGCUGUGUGAACACUGAGGGGUCCUUCCGCUGCGACUGCCCCGCGGGAUUGGCUGUGGGUGCUGACGGGCGCUUCUGUGCAGACACGCACAUGCGCAGCACGUGUUACGGGGCGAUUAAGAAGGGGGUGUGUGUGCGCCCCUUCCUGGGCGCGGUCACCAAGUCAGAGUGCUGCUGCGCCAACGCGGACUACAGCUUCGGAGAGCCCUGCCAGCCCUGCCCCGCUCUGGCCUCAGCGGAAUUCCAGGCUCUGUGUCCGAGUGGCACCGGAUUCUCUGUGGAUGGGACAGACGUUAAUGAGUGUGCCCUGAACCCGGACAUCUGCUCUAACGGCGUGUGUGAGAACCUGCGCGGGAGCUACCACUGCGUCUGCAACGCUGGCUACGAGGCCGACCACACGGGCAAGCACUGCGCCGAUAUUGACGAGUGCAUGGUGAACCGGCUGCUCUGCGAUAACGGACUUUGCCGGAAUGUUCCGGGCAGCUACAGCUGCACCUGCCCGAAGGGCUACCGCUUCGAGCCGGACCUCGAGACGUGUGAAGAUGUGAACGAGUGUGAGAGUAACCCGUGUGCUAACGGGGUGUGUAAGAACAACGCUGGAUCCUUCAUCUGCGAGUGUUCGCCCGGCAGCAAGCUCGACGCCACCGGCCUCAUCUGCAUCGACAGUCUGAAGGGGACAUGCUGGCUGCAGGUGCAUGCUGGGCGCUGUGAGGUGAACAUUAACGGCGGGACGCUGAAGUCGGAGUGCUGUGCCACGCUGGGGGCGGCCUGGGGCAGCCCCUGUGAGCCGUGCGAGAUCGAUACUGUCUGUUCGAGGGGAUACGCCCGGCCCAAAGGGGUCCUGUGUGAAGAUGUGAACGAGUGCGAGGUCUUCCCGGGUGUUUGUCCGAACGGGCAGUGUGUGAACACCCAGGGGUCCUUCAAGUGCCAGUGUCCUGAGGGACUGACCCUGGAUGGGUCUGGCCGUAUCUGUGUGGACCUGCGUGCGGAGCGCUGCUUCCUGACCUGGGACGAGGACUCGUGCGGACAGGCCGUCCCGGGACGCUUCCGCAUGGACGCCUGCUGCUGCACGGUGGGCGCGGCCUGGGGGCAGGACUGCGAGGCCUGUCCUGAGCCGGGGACACGCCCCUACGAGGCCCUCUGCCCCCGGGGGCCCGGCUUCUCCAACAGAGGGGACAUGAUCACCGGGAGGGCCUUCUACAAAGAUGUGAACGAGUGCAAGGCCUUCCCCACCAUGUGCAUCCACGGAAAGUGCCGGAACACCAUCGGCAGCUUCAGGUGUCGCUGUGAGAACGGCUUCGCCCUGGACACGGAGGAACGCAACUGCACAGACAUCGAUGAGUGCCGUAUCUCCCCGGACCUGUGUGGCAGUGGGCUGUGUGUGAACACGCCCGGGAGCUUUGAGUGCGAGUGUUUCCCUGGAUACGAGAGUGGCUUCAUGAUGAUGAAGAACUGCAUGGACAUUGACGAGUGUGAGCGGAACCCAGCGCUGUGUCAGGGCGGGUCCUGUGAGAACACAGAGGGGAGCUACCUGUGCGUCUGCCCCCCCGGGCACCAGCUCUCCCCCGACGGGAACUCCUGCGUGGACGUUAACGAGUGUGAGCUGAGCCGCAGUCUGUGUCCUCACGGCGUGUGUGUGAACAUGGAGGGAACCUACCAGUGCUCCUGUAACCCGGGUUACCAGGCCACGCCCAACCGGCAGGGCUGCACGGACAUCGAUGAGUGCACCAUAGAGAACGGGGGGUGUGAUGUCCACUGCGCAAACUCAGAGGGCAGCUACACCUGCAGCUGCAGCGAGGGGUACGCCCUGAUGCCGGACGACAGGACCUGCACAGAUGUGGAUGAGUGUGAGGAGGCUCCUGAUAUCUGCGACGGCGGCCAGUGCACCAACAUCCCCGGGGACUACCGCUGCUUGUGCUUCGACGGGUUCAUGGCCUCCAUGGACAUGAGAGUCUGCAUAGACGUGAACGAGUGUGAACUGAACGCCAACAUCUGCCUGUUCGGGGAGUGUGAGAACACCAAGGGCUCGUUCAUCUGUCACUGUGAGCCGGGGUACUCUCUCAGGAAGGGCUCCACCGGCUGCACAGAUGUGGAUGAGUGUGAGAUCGGGGCCCAUAACUGCCACAUGCAGGCGUCGUGUGUGAAUUUGCCCGGAGCCUUCGACUGCUCCUGCCGCGCGGGCUGGGAGGGAGACGGGAUCACGUGUGCGGACCUGGAUGAGUGUGAGAACGGGACGCACAGCUGCAGUGAAGACGCCCGCUGUCUGAACACGCCCGGCUCAUACCGCUGCGCCUGCCUGGAGGGCUUCAUCGGAGACGGCUUCACCUGCACAGAUGUGGAGGAGUGUGCAGAGGAUGUGGAGCUGUGUGAGAACGGUCAGUGCCUCAACACUCCGGGGGGCUUCCGCUGCGAGUGUGAGAUGGGCUUCAACCCCGCGCCCGACAGCCGGUCCUGCCAAGCCUCUACCCUGGAGCCCCUACCCCCGAGCCUCUACCCCUACCCCCGAGCCUCUACCCUGGAGCCCCUACCCCCGAGCCUCUACCCCUACCCCCGAGCCUCUACCCUGGAGCCCCUACCCCCGAGCCCCUACCCCUACCCCCGAGCCUCUACCCUGGAGCCCCUACCCCCGAGCCUCUACCCUGGAGCCCCUACCCCCGAGCCUCUACCCCUACCCCCGAGCCUCUACCCUGGAGCCCCUACCCCCGAGCCUCUACCCUGGAGCCCCUACCCCCGAGCCUCUACCCCUACCCCCGAGCCUCUACCCUGGAGCCCCUACCCCCGAGCCUCUACCCUGGAGCCCCUACCCCCGAGCCUCUACCCCUACCCCCGAGCCUCUACCCUGGAGCCCCUACCCCCGAGCCUCUACCCUGGAGCCCCUACCCCCGAGCCUCUACCCCUACCCCCGAGCCUCUACCCUGGAGCCCCUACCCCUGAGCCUCUACCCCUGGGCCUCUACCCCAGAGCCUCUACCCCCGAGCCUCUACCCUGGAGCCCCUACCCCAGAGCCUCUACCCUGGAGCCCCUACCCCCGAGCCUCUACCCCCGAGCCUCUACCCUGGAGCCCCUACCCCUGAGCCUCUACCCCUGGGCCUCUACCCCAGAGCCUCUACCCCCGAGCCUCUACCCUGGAGCCCCUACCCCUACCCCAGAGCCCCUACCCCAGAGCCUCUACCCCAGAGCCCCUACCCCAGAGCCUCUACCCCAGAGCCCCUACCCCCGAGCCUCUACCCCAGAGCCUCUACCCCAGAGCCCCUACCUCUACCCCAGAGCCCCUACCCCAGAGCCUCUACCCCAGAGCCCCUACCCCCGAGCCUCUACCCCAGAGCCUCUACCCCCGAGCCUCUACCCCAGAGCCUCUACCCCCGAGCCUCUACCCCCGAGCCUCUACCCCAGAGCCUCUACCUCGGAGCCUCUACCCCCGAGCCCCUACCCCCGAGCCCCUACCCCGAGCCCCUACCCCUACCCCGGAGCCCCUACCCCAGAGCCUCUACCUCUACCCCAGAACAUUGAUGAGUGCCUGGAGCUGCCCGGCCUGUGUCAGGGGGGUAACUGUGUGAACGCGUUCGGGAGCUUCCACUGCGGCUGCCCCGCGGGGUACUACCUGAACGAGGAGACCCGCAUCUGCGAGGACAUUGACGAGUGUGUGAUGCAGCCUGGGAUUUGUAGUCCAGGCAUCUGCUACAACACGCUGGGGAACUACACCUGUGUGUGUCCCCAGGAUUACCUGCAGAUCAACGGGGGCAACAACUGCAUGGACAUGAGGAAGAGCCAGUGCUACCGCACCUACAACGGCUCUGUGUGUGAGAACGAGAUGGCGGUGAACCUCACGAGGAGGCUCUGCUGCUGCUCCUACAGCGUGGGCCAGGCCUGGAACAGACCAUGUGAAGCCUGCCCCACACCUGGCACAGGUGGCUAUAAGAAGCUCUGUGGAAACGGCGUUCCUGGGUUUAAGAUCAACAUCGAGACGGGGAAACCUGUGGAUAUCGACGAGUGCCGGGAGAUCCCGGGAAUCUGCACCAGCGGCGUCUGCAUCAACCAGAUCGGGAGCUUCCGCUGCGAGUGUCCGACGGGCUUCACCUACAACGACCUGCUGCUGCUGUGUGAGGACAUUGAUGAGUGCAGCAGUGGGGAGACCCUGUGUCAGAGACACGCAGACUGCAUCAACAGCCCCGGGAGCUAUCGCUGCGAAUGCACAGAAGGAUACACACUAUCUCCCAACGGAGCCUGCCUGGGUGAAUCGAACGAGUGUCUGGAGAUCCCUAAUGUGUGCAGUCAUGAGUGUGUGGACCUGCAGGGGGGGUACCGCUGCGUCUGCCACAACGGCUUCAAGGCCACGCCCGACCGCAAGAUGUGCAUGGACGUGGACGAGUGUGUGCGCAACCCGUGCGGGAACGGGACCUGCAAGAACACGGUGGGGGCCUUCAACUGCCUGUGCUACCCCGGGUUCGAGGUCACGCACAACAACGACUGCAUGGACAUCGAUGAGUGCAGGGUGCAUUAUGGGUCGCUGUGUAGAAACGGUCAGUGCAUCAACAACAUCGGGUCCUUCCAGUGUCUGUGUGAGGAGGGAUACGAACUCACUGCUGACGGCAAGAACUGCCUGGAUGUAAACGAGUGUGUGAUCUUUCCGGGGACCUGUGAGCCGGGGACCUGUCAGAACCUGGACGGCUCGUUCCGCUGCAUCUGCCCGCCCGGCUACAUCGUCCAGAAUGAGCAGUGCAUCGAUGUGAAUGAGUGUGAGGGAGACCCCAACAUCUGCCUGUUCGGGACCUGCGUCAACAACCCCGGCAGCUUCCAGUGCGACUGCAAGCCCGGCUUCAUCCUGUCUGAGAACGGACGGCGCUGUUUCGACACGCGGGAGAGCUACUGCUUCACACAGUUUGACAAUGGGAAGUGCUCCGUGCCGCAGGCCUUCAACACCACCAAGGCCAAGUGCUGCUGCAGCAACAUGCCCCACGAGGGCUGGGGCGACCCCUGUGAGCUGUGCCCCACGCAGACCGACGUGGCCUUUGCGGAUCUGUGCCCGUUUGGACACGGUGUUAUCCCGGGGAUCGGAGACACUCGCAUAGAUCUGAACGAGUGCGUGGAGAACCCCGGCAUCUGCUUCAACGGCCACUGCAUCAACACGGACGGGUCCUUCCGCUGCGAGUGCCCCAUGGGAUACACGCUGGACUUCUCCGGAGUGCGCUGCGUGGAUGCGGACGAGUGUCUGGUGGGGAACCCCUGUGGGAACGGGACCUGCUCCAACGUGGUUGGGGGGUUCGAGUGUAACUGUGAGGACGGGUUCGAGCCGGGGCCCAUGAUGACCUGCGAGGAUAUUAACGAGUGCGGUCAGAACCCUCUGAUCUGUGCGUUCCGCUGCGUGAACACCUUCGGCGCCUACGAGUGCAUCUGCCCCGGCGGGUACACCCUGAGAGCCGACGGGAGGAUGUGUCAGGACCUGGACGAGUGUUCGGAGGGGCUCCACGACUGCGAGGCGCGGGGCAUGACCUGCAAGAACCUCAUCGGCACCUUCAUGUGCGUGUGCCCCCCCGGGAUGGUGCGUCGCCCGGACGACGAGGGCUGCCAGGACGAGAACGAGUGUCGCACGCGCCCGGGGGUCUGUGAGAAUGGCCAGUGCGUGAACACGGCGGGCAGCUACACCUGUGACUGCGGCGAGGGUUUCCGUGGCGACACCACGCGCACACGCUGCCUCGACUACAGGGAGGCCUUCUGCUUCUUCGAGGUGCUGCAGACCAUGUGCCAGAUGUCCUCCAGCAGCCGCAGCCUCUCCACUAAGUCUGAGUGCUGCUGUGACGGGGGGCGGGGCUGGGGCAACCAGUGCGACCUCUGCCCCCUGCCGGGCUCCGCCCACUACAGGAAGCUCUGCCCCCACGGGCGGGGCUACACCACCGACGGCACCGACAUCGAUGAGUGCAAGGUCAUGCCCGACCUGUGCACUAACGGGCGCUGCAUCAACACCAUGGGGUCGUUCAGGUGCCACUGCAAGACCGGCUAUACCGCUGACAUCACGGGCACCUCCUGUGCAGAUGUGGACGAGUGCGGCAUGUCCCCGAAGCCCUGCAACUUCAUCUGUAAGAACACGGAGGGCAGCUACUCCUGCUCCUGCCCCAGAGGAUACCUCCUUCAGGAAGAUGGGCGCACCUGCAAAGAUCUGGAUGAGUGUCAGACGAAGAGGCACAACUGUCAGUUCCUGUGUGUGAACACCAUCGGGGGCUUCACCUGCAAGUGUCCCCCAGGAUUCACCCAGCACCACACAGCCUGUAUCGAUAAUAACGAGUGUGCAUCAGAGCCCUCUCUCUGUGGGGAUAAGGGGAUCUGUCAGAACUCCCCGGGAAGUUUCUCCUGCGAAUGCCAGCGAGGGUUCAACCUGGAUGCCUCUGGACUGCACUGCGAUGAUGUGGAUGAGUGCUCCAGCAGUCACCACCGCUGUCAGCACGGCUGUCAGAACAUGAUGGGGGGGUACCGCUGCACCUGCCCCCAGGGCUACACCCAGCACUACCAGUGGAACCAGUGUGUGGAUGAGAACGAGUGCUCCCUGCCGGGCAGCUGUGGCUCGGCCUCCUGCUACAACACGCUGGGCAGCUUCAGGUGCGCCUGCCCGUCCGGCUACGCCUUCGACCCGGAGGCCAGCGGCUGUGAGGACGUGGACGAGUGCUCCUCUCAGCACAACCCCUGCAGCUACGGCUGCUCCAACACCGAGGGGGGCUACCUGUGCGGCUGCCCGCCCGGCUACUACCGCGUCGGCCAGGGCCACUGUGUGUCGGGUCUGGGGUUCUGGAAGGGGCGCUUCACACCCCCGCGGCCGGGCCGGGGGGAGGAGGUGGAGGAGGAGAACGACCUGUCCCCAGAGGCCUGCUACGACUGCCAGCUCAACGGCCACGCCCGGAAGAGCGGCCGCCGGAGGAGGGGAGCCAACCAGACCGAGCCCCCCCAGGAGCAGCGGGAGCGGCAGGUGAGCCUGGCCAGCGUGGACGCGGCCGUGUCGCUGACGCUGAACGCCUCGCAGCUCGACCCCAAGGAGCACAUCCUGGAGCUGGUGCCCGCCCUCAAACCGCUGGCCAAUCACGUGUCCUACACCAUCACCGCCGGCAACGCGGCGGGGGCCUUCCGCAUCCAGCAGCGCCGGGGCUUGAGCUACCUGCACGCCACCCGCGGGGGGGCCCGGCCGGGGGCCUACGCGCUGGAGGUCACCAGCCGCCCGCUGUACAGCCACGCCCAGCUGCGGGAGCUGGAGGACCGCAGGGACCGGGACUACCUCUCCGGGGAGCUGGGGGAGAACCUGCGCAUGAGGGUGCUGAUCCGGCUGCUGUAG